AUGAGGCUGGCAGGGUGCCCUGUCAUCCUGAGGACGCCUCUCUUGCUGCUUGGGCUCUGGGUGGUGCUGGCUCCCACCCAGUGUUCUCAAGGUCGUCCCUCCUGGCGCUACAUCUCCUCCGAGGUGGUGAUUCCCACGAAGGAGCUGCACCACAGCAAAGCCGUGCGGGCAGCAGGCUGGCUCUCCUACAGCCUGAGGUUUGGGGGCCAGAGACACGUCCUCCACAUGCGGCGCAAGAGACUCUUUUGGCCUGGACAGCUGGUGAUGAUGACUCAGGAUGACCAGGGGGCCUUGCAGGUGGACUACCCCUUUGUCCCUCUCGACUGUUACUACCUGGGCUACCUGGAGGACGUCCCUCUCUCCAUGGUCACCGUGGACACGUGCUAUGGGGGCCUGGAAGGCAUCAUGAAGGUGGACGACCUUGCCUAUGAAAUCAAACCCCUCAAGGAUUCCCAGAGGUUUGAGCACAUCGUUUCUCAGAUCUUAGCCGACACCAACGCCACAGGACCCACGACCAGGCUGGGAUACAAGGCACAGAGGCACCCCCUGCUCUCCAAAGUGAACACUAGUGCAGCCUCCAGGGUCAGCAGUAAGCUCUAUUCAUCCCACAGAGGAAACAUGAAAGCCUGCCUCAUGAGUUCCAAUUCCAUUUAUACUCUGUACAGAAAUAUGUCAGAAAACAUCAAAUUCCUAGUAUAUCUAGGGAGUUUAAUGGACUCCAUGUUCCGAGGCCUUGACAUAAGGUACUACAUCAGCAUCAUGGUCAUUUAUAAUCAGAGGGAUCCAGCCAAUAUGAACAACUUUGCGGUGCCCCAAGGUCCGUUUGCUCAGAAUUAUAAGGCCAAUAUUUAUAUUCCAUUUAAGCCUUAUACAGGCUUAAUGAUGCUGAAAGAUGCACCCCAUGAACUUAAUUUUAAUCCCGUUGGGAGCAGUUUGUGCUCAGCCAGGAGUCUGGUCUAUGUGGGUCACCUGUACAGACAUAUAUUAUUGUUGGCGGUUAUAGCCACCCAGCAAGUUGCGAGGACAAUGGGUCUGGAUUUUGAUGAAAAGUCUUGUGUUUGCCAGCGAAGGACCACCUGCAUCAUGAACAGGUACCCUGUGUUGACAGAUGCCUUUAGCAACUGCUCCGUGGUACACCUACAAAACUCCUAUAGUGCUAACCAUGCAGAAUGCCUCUACUUAACUGGAUUUGUCCAUGUAAACGAAAGCCUGACAGUCACUCGAUGUGGAAACUCUGAGGUGGAAGACACAGAGCAGUGUGACUGUGGGUCCUUCAAGGAGUGCUAUAGCAACACCUGCUGUAAAACCAACUGCUACUUCACGCCUGGAAGCAUUUGUAACAGAGAAACGUGCUGCACAAACUGCACCUACGCGCCUGCGGGGACGCUCUGCAGACCAAUCCAGAACAUCUGUGACCUUCCGGAGUACUGCAUGGGGAAGGACGCGAGGUGCCCCGGGAAUUUUUAUCUCCAAGAUGGAACCCCAUGCACUGAGGACGGCUACUGCUAUGAGGGCAAUUGUACCGACCGCAGUAUGCACUGCAAGGAGAUCUUCGGGGAAGCCGCAAUCCUCUUCGGCGUAGCCAGUAAUGUAAGAUCUAUCGAGGCCACUCCAGUCACUGAAGUGCAAGUUAAAAACUAA
Myotis brandtii (Brandt's bat) is the source of this 1641-nucleotide messenger RNA. Its product is annotated as disintegrin and metalloproteinase domain-containing protein 21. Bases 1 to 1641 code for a protein of 546 amino acids. Gene Ontology annotation, cellular component: sperm head plasma membrane; plasma membrane; external side of plasma membrane. Gene Ontology annotation, molecular function: metalloendopeptidase activity. Gene Ontology annotation, biological process: proteolysis; male gonad development. Lineage: Eukaryota; Metazoa; Chordata; Mammalia; Chiroptera; Vespertilionidae. The record is from RefSeq and is a predicted model, not a curated record. The transcript is spliced from 2 exons.